AUGUCUGUUCCUAGAAACCUCAAAUCCCUGUUUCUCCUUUUCGUACGGCUCCGAUUCGACAGCCUCGUUACAAUAUCGGCUGCUCCACGCUUGGCGGGAUCGAAUCAAGUCACGAACCUCGAUCUCAAAACUUCCACGUUCAAUAAGGCCAUGCUAAAUCCUGCGUCGAAAAGCGCCGAUGGUCUGAAACCAGAAUCCACUUUAAGCCCCAUUACUCCCCGUUCUCCGAGAUCCUCACCAUCAUCGCCGCGGUCAAUCAGAGAUGAACCAACUAUACGGCCAGUCACCUCGCGAUCGAGGACACGCUCUAUGAAUGCACCACUUUCUCCAAAUGAACCAGAGCCACCCACCCCGAGUUUCACUGCGAUGCCUCAGUACCCACCAUCACCAAAAGACAAUGCGAAACACAAUCGCGAUCCUUCACGUUCUUUCUUUGCCAAUCUGAAAGCUUCUAGGUCAUCCCAUAAGAUUACCAAUUCUGACAGUUCAGGUCUCUCAGCGGAACCGCCGUCCAAAAGCCGUGGAAGCUCUCGUGAUCGGUCCUAUCCAAUGUUACGGAGAAAUGGAUCAACUCCUGAUCUUCUAGAAGCCGCUUCUCGACAAGACAAGGAGAGAUCCGAGGGUUUUCAAAACGAGCAAUCCAGUCGACAAGGUAUGAGUGACAUUCGCAACGGUGCAGAACAACAGGCUCGAGGUCCGCCACAAAAGAAGAGCAAGCCACGGUUCGGAAAUUUACUCUCACGAACUCGCUCCGUCAGGGUAGAUGAUAAGUCUGCCCCUAGAAGUGCAGGGCUGCGCCGUCCUUCCAAUGCAACUCUGCUCAAGGUCUCUGAAAGCCAGGAGGAGAUAUCCGGACCUCCCAGAACCGCACCCAUGCGAUCGGAUAAAGACACUUACGAAACGUCCAACUCGAAUGCAAAUAACCGACCGCCUGAUCGACCAGUUGAGGGCCGGCCCCAGACCAGUCGCAGAGAGAAAAAUCCGUCGCUGGCGCCAUCCAGCUCGUUCAUGCAAGUAUCAGGAGCAUCAACCUUUCUGUUUAACAAUAUCAAGCAUACAUCGAGUGGAGCUGCAGAUCGACUAGGUAAGGCUGGAAAGGGAUUUUUUGGCAAAAUCACAAGAAGCGGAAGUACAAAUGAGCGGGAAGUUGUCCUGGAUGACAACUAUGUGUGUACUGUUAUUAACCUCCCUCUUGUGGAACAAACUCGAAAAACACGAAUCUCAAAGCGGCUGGAAGACUGUAAGGACAAGACCGAAUACUGGAUGCCCGCGCUGCCCUAUCGCUGUAUCGACUAUUUGAACUAUAAAGGAUGUGAAGAGGAGGGAUUAUAUAGGGUUCCUGGAAGUGGGAAAGAAGUCAAACAUUGGCAGCGCCGAUUUGACACGGAGGGUGACAUCAAUCUAUUCGAUGAACCAGACUUGUACGAUAUCAACACGAUUGGAUCUAUGUUUAAGGCGUGGCUGCGAGAACUACCGGAUGAGCUUCUACCAAAAGCAACUCAGCAAAUGAUCGCGGAGAAGUGCGAAGGUGCAACGACGGCACCACAGCUGCUUAAAGACGAACUGUCUAAACUUCCACCAUACAACUACUAUCUCCUUUUUGCAAUAACGUGCCACCUGAAUCUACUACAUUCGUAUGUGGAGCAGAACAAGAUGAAUUAUCAGAAUCUAUGCAUUUGUUUCCAGCCAUGCAUGAAAAUCGACGGAUUCUGCUUUCAGUUUCUAGUCUGUGACUGGAAGAACUGUUGGCAGGGUUGUUGGACAGAAAAGGAAUGGGUGCAGGAUGAAAAGGAAGCUCAGGAGAGGGCCGCCAAGGAGGCUCAGGAGACGAAACCCAAUGGAAAACCCACCAACACUACUAAUGGUCGUAACGGCACCACCAUUCCAGAUUUCUCACAACGGAGAACUGAUUUUCCUGAAUCCUCGUCAGCUGCCGAGGAGCGUGCGAUUUCAUCGUCGGGGAGUAGCCAGCCAGAUCACGAUCAACCAAUACCCAAUCCAGCAGCGACAGCACGAAAAACGCGACCUGCUAACCUGGAGGACACGAAAAACCAUCGACAGAGCAUGUCUCAACUGCCAGAGUUGGGACCUCCUCUUUCACCCAUCAAAAUUUAGUCGACUAUCAUCAGACAUGUCCCAAUUGGCACCUCUUGACACUCUGGAAACAGCAGAUCCGACGCAUCACAUCAAUCUUUACCAUUUCAUCUAUUGCUGUACCUAUUUUUUACCGACACUAGUUUGGAUUUCUACUUGUUUCUUUUUUUUUUUUUUUUCAGCCUGCUCUGUCGUCACAAUCUUUUCAUUCCUCGGUCUGUUAUUUGUUUAACCAACGGAGCAUACAAUGGCGUAUAGCGAGUCCUCAAUUUGGCGAAUGCUUCUAUUGUCUCUGUCCUUUUUGCCCGUCUCUCGUCUUUCGGUUUAGCCACACUUCUGGAAUGAUGUCUCUCUUUUUGUCUCAUUUUCUCCCUCUAUUGGCGUUAACUGCGUUGGUUCGUUUUCUUCUUGCUCCAUUUGCAUGUUGUUGUUUCUAUGGUAGAUAGAUACACGCGCCUCGUUUUCUCUGUGGAGAAGGAGAAUUUAAAAUCUUUUUGGUUUUG
Molecule: messenger RNA, 2597 nt
Organism: Talaromyces stipitatus ATCC 10500
Lineage: Eukaryota; Fungi; Ascomycota; Eurotiomycetes; Eurotiales; Trichocomaceae
Product: Rho GTPase activator (Bem2), putative
Exons: 2
Coding region: 1-2115 (704 amino acids)
Biological process (GO): signal transduction; regulation of GTPase activity
Cellular component (GO): cytoplasm
Source: RefSeq, a predicted model, not a curated record